ACUUUGCCAAUUUAUUUGUUUUGUAAGGUUAUUAUCACAUAAUUUAGACAUUAUUGAGACCCAAAAGGUACCCCGCGUAAAACUACUUGUUAUUUUUGGUUAAAUCGCCUUUAUCGCCGUAAUAUUCAUUAAGUAAUUCAGUCCAUUUCCGACUUCCGUUGUCUCAUAUGUGUCAUUAUGUGUUCAAACUUCUUCUCAUUUUCAAUCAACUAUGCUAAGUUGUUUCUGACUGAUCAGUGGCUUUAGUCUCAGUUAUCGCUUAUGGCUUGCUAUGAUGUCACUCAACAAUCUGCUGAAAGUGAGUGUGAAGCGGAAUUGGACCCCAGGAUUCGGAUUGAGCUAGAAAGAUUGAAUAAUGCCACAGACAAGAUUAACAAAUUGGAAGUUGAGCUGGAUGAAGCCAACACAACUUUUAGACUCUUGAUGGGAGAGUCUACACGAAGACUGAAACUCCUUGCUCGAAAACUUGGUAGCUGCAUAGAAAAAGCGCGACCAUACUAUGAUGCAAUUGAAAUUGCAAGACAAGCUCAACAGGAAUGUCAAAGAGCAGCUGAAAGAUUUCAGAGGGCUAAUGAGUUACAUCAAGAAGCAAAGCUCACUGUUGCUCACGCUGAACAGAGGUUCAUGAGCAAGCAGAAUGAAUGGGAGUUUGACAAUGCAUGGCAAGAAAAAUUGAACAAUGCAAUUAUCAAGGUGACAGAUGCAGAGCUUAUGAAAACAGAAAGUGAACGUGAACAUAGGAAGAAAGCAUCUCUGUUUCAUGCUGCCGAGCAAAAGGCACAGCUAUUUGAGCAAAAGCUGAAGUCAAAUAUUGCAAAAUCAAGGCCUUAUUUUGAUGAGAAAAUGAUCUGCGAACGGCAAUUGUCAAAUCAAAAACAGCGCAUUUUAGAAUUGAGAAAAGCAGUGACAGAAGCUAAACAAGAAUAUGCUGAUUCUCUGCGAAGACUAGAGGAUAUCUCUGAAGAGAUUCACAUGAAACGUAGAAUGAAGUCGGGCAAUGUGAGUCCGUGUGGUGUUCGUGAACCAGGAGUUGGAGCAGAAGUAAACGAUGACCGAGCAUCAGAUGACAUGGCAGCCUGUUCAGCGUUUGCGUAUAAUGGAUACUUCCAAACUAUCGACAAUGCCUACAAUUGUGAUAAUAUGAAUGAUUACACCGUGCCAUAUUCUUCAAGUAAUAACUCCAUCUCAAGGAAUAGUCUCGAUUAUGAAACCGAGCUUGACAAAUGUGAUAAGAGGAGCCUUGCGAGUGUCUCUGCCACCACUUCAUCUGCUGUCAGUGAGAUUGAUGAAACAGAAUGGGCUUCAUAUAGAGAGGACCUGGAAAUGUUGAAACAACGCGUGAAAGAGUUAGAAGCAAUGCCUAAUGAAGAACGAGGAAGUAUCGAAGGUGAAGCUGUAGAUAGCUCCGAUAAAGAUGCCGAAGGCGCCAAUCAAAAAAUGAAUAAACUGAGUCUUAGCGAGACUAGUAAUGCAAAUCCUACGGAUCAAGCCCCUAAUCAAAAUAAUUCCAUCAUCGUCAAGUCUGAAGAGGUGGCAAGGCUGGUAAAUUAAUCUAAAAGUCGAGUCAUUUUUUUUUUUUUAUCAAAGUAAGUCUGUGUUAUUCUCGAUUGUCUAACUAUUAAGUUUUCUAAAGUGUAUAGAUAUUUAACCUUUUAAUAUGUUCUCGGCUGCAACUUUUUGGCUUUCAUUUCAUUUGUAGCCAUGGAAUGCACAAGGGGCUGUUCACAAAUUACGCCACUUUAAAAUGUGAGGUUUUAGUUCUCCUCUUUGUCAUGCAUCUAUUCAGCAUGUCUGCACCCCCUGAAAUAUUACGAUACAUUGCAUUGUGUGACGCAAUAGUCGUAUUUUGUUUGGUGUAACAAUUGUCACUGUUUUGCAAAAGUUCGGAACAUUUCUAUUUUGUUUGAGGGUAACGAAAAGUUAGGGGUGGGGCUUAUUUAAUUGAGAAAAUUUUUUUGUACAAUUUGGCGACGCUGUCAUAGCAUUUUGAUGCGCAACAAUCGGAACGUGCUCUGAGCAGGUUCCAGAAUUGGUUACGGAGUUUCUAACCUCACUCUGCUCUGUUCUCUCAUUGGUUGCUCCUUGAUCAAGAAAAAGUAACACAAAUAACAGUUUUUUUGGAAACAAGUUCCAACUGUCACCUCAAACAAAAUACCACUAUGCUAAAAAUCAGCAUUUUUUGUGGAUAUUAUUACCAGAUAUUUGUCCAAAAAAUAAGUGCUAUGAAUGAUUACUGACAAGGCUUCACACAGUGUCAACUCCUCUGUCACAUCACCAUCAUGCUGAAACCAGGAUCUCACUCUUUCCGUACUGAUUGAUGUAAUUUAUGAAUGAUCCCUAAAAACACGAGCAUCUGAAUGCUUGAUGUAGGGGCAAGAGCUUAAACCAGCACCUGCUGGUUAAAAACCUAAUUAAUUUGGCAAAAUUUGUAUAGAUUGUAUGCACUUUGCAGCUCUGGUGUCACAAAUAAAUUGAUCAAGGGUACGUUGGUUGCUAAUAAUAUAAGUUUUUAGAAUCAUAAAGAACCAUUUGGUUAUUACUGAUUUAACUAGCUUGGCAGAAAAUGUAUUAAUUAUGGCCGCAGCUAAAAUCAAGGGAAAUAAUUUGUACAAGACCAUGCUUCUUAGAAGUAGUGUGUUUUCCUCAAUACUAAUCUAGGUGUGAGUCCUAGGAAAAUUGAUGUUUAAUUUCCAUAUGACUGUCAUUGUACUUUUUUAUUUUUUCCUUGGGGGGGGGGGGGGGGGAGAAGUCCUGGUCAAUUCUCGACUAUUGCUGUUACAGCAACUGUACAGCAAGGAAAAAAUCGAGAAACACUUCUUUCUGAUUUUAUAAACUAUUAUUGUAUUACUGUCUAACCAUGUUCUGUAAUUUUUAGCGAUGGAUAUUUUUCAUAUGUGGGGAUGUAAUUUUUUAUAAGAUUUCAACCGAAAAUAUGUACCGUUUUUAUGCCUUCUAAAUUAUUUUUGAAGACUUGUACUCUCGUUGUCCUUGAAGAUCUUCGUUUUGAUGAGCAUGCUUUGUUUCAAACAAAAAUCUCUUCAAACGCUUCUUCUUAUCACAAUUUUUUUGUUAUUAAAACAUUGAUUGACUUAUGUACCAUAACAAUGAAGCAGUGGAGCUUGUAAAGCAUUUUCAUACAAAUUUCCUUCAAAAAAUCUCCUAACCUAAUUAUGUUUUCAGGUGUGUAUAAUAGAAAGAGCUUUGUAAUAAUAUUUUAUAUUAAUGAAAAGAGAUUUAAAAAAAUGUGUUGGUAGAUGCACAUUUUCAUUGCGCACUCAAAUGCUAUGUACACGGCUAAGUUAUUAUCUACAACCGAAAAAGUCUAAAAGUUAAUCUUUUCUAAAUUAUUCUCAUCAGUCGGUGAUGCUCUCAUUCACACUGUUUAUGACUUACAUUCGAUGAAACCAGGGUCAAAGAAACCAUUGUUUCACACCAGCAGUAUAGAUAUCGCCAUUCUGUUUUUAGAGAGUUUUAUUCUUGCCAAUAUUUUACAGAAUUUGUUGGUGUUUGGAUUAAUGCCAUUAGAUACUUUUAAAAGAUCUGUAAGUUAGUAUCAACCAUUGAAACGUGAAGGCAUCACACAUUGAUGGCUGAAGAUGGAAGCCAUGCGCCCUGGUAUAGCAUAACGCGGUUUUCUUGGAAUACUCCAGUUAUUUGUUAGGAAACUGACCGUAUUUUAACAAGAGAAUCUACUGUGAGAGUUUUGGGAAAAUAAACAAGUGCAUAUUUAGACUUGUGAGUUGUGACGUUUGCAAGAUCAAUUUCUCUCCUUUGUUUGAAUAAUACUUUGCAAAAGUUAGACGCAAUGAAGUGCCUUUUCUUCUUCAAAAAACGGUACAGGAAAGGAAAUUACAAGACAUUGCAAUCACGUUUUCUGAGUUUAGCCAUCCGUGAGCAACUGAUCAAUUUAAAUAAAUUUGAUAAUGAAUUCAAUCUCUUUUAAUACUUGCAGUGAAUGCAUAGUAUAUUUUUUUCGACACUUUGCUGAUACAAAUGCAAGAAACAGAAUAGACAAAGUCGUGCCACAGUUGCCCCUUUUGGCAUAUUUUUAUAUUUAAGUUUUAUUUAUUUAUUUUUUUCUCUCUCAGUUUCUCUUCUUAAUUUUAACAUGUAUGACUGCAAUUUUCAAUGCGCAUCUAAACCUCUGGAUCUCUGUUGUUUAACUUCAGUUUUACGUAAUUUAUUCUUGUAUUUAUUUUUUACUCUCAAGGAGAGGUUACAGCAGGACUGUCCAAGAUUUUUGAACUAAGAUUGGAGCUGAAGCAAGAGGAUAUAACAUACUGCAGGGUUUUUCUUUUUAGAAUUUCCCAAGGCCCCUUGAAAAUCCCUUCUAUUGAGUUGUGAGCUUUCAAUUUGAACAUAUUAAGCUUAUUUAUGUUUAUUUUAUACAGCAAGGGGGGCGCUGAAAACAGCGAGGCUCUCUAUGCCCUGUUGUUCUAAGCCCAACUCGAUGGAAAAUGGGGUAAUACUGUUUUGACUUUAAUUUUUCAACUUUUUUUCUUUCUUUAUGAAAGCCUUUGACUCUAGUGAAAAUUUCUUGUCUUUCAUAAUAUUUCAGUUGUUUAACAAUUUAUCUUUAAGAAUUAUUCAAAAUCUAAACUUUACUAGGUAUUAUUUUCUACUAGUUAAUCUCUCUUCAUCUUUUUAGCGAUUGGGCUCUUCAGUCUUAGAUCUCGUCAAGAUAGAGUUAUAGUCAGGAUCUUGUCAAAACACUACAAUUUAGUUGGAUUUAUUGAUGGGGAAAAGAUAAAUCGGUAAGAAUCAACUGCCAAAAGUGAAAUAAUCAGCAAAUUUGUCCUUUACGAAAACGAGAAAAUCGCCGGAAGUUUAAGCAGAUAGAAUAGUUUUUGUUUUCCAAUUCCCUGCAAUCUCUUGUUGCUUUAACCCCUCUAAAUUCAGCUUUUAUUAAUGUUUUAUAAUUUUUUGAUGAUGUUUAAAGCAUCUGUAAGAAGCAAAUCUUGUAUGCCUAUAAUAUCUGAACAUGUACAGUGAUGCAAAAUCAACAUAACUAGUCUGUGUCCUUAUUAACUUAACGCUAGGUUCAUAUCUUUCUCCAAUUGUGUGAAACUCAAGCCGUUCCCAAGCUUAAGAGUUAUAUUGCAGCUUUAGUUCUCUAGAACUAUAUUCAGUUCUCUUUUAAGGUUAAAAUUAAAAGCAAAUUAACCUUUAAAGUUGUUUUUAUCGGUUAUAAAUUUUUUUCAUUUCUGUUGAAAAUAUGUGAAUUUUUUAAAGGUUUAUGUUUGAUCACAGAGCUUAGAAGCAUCUAAUGCUAAAAAUCAAGAAGGUUGUUGACAUAUACGUGUAUAAAUAUGUGUACAUAAUCUUUGUUAGAUUGGAACUAGUGUAUAUCACCAAUAUUCAGCUUUGUUCUCAAUUAUUUUUGGUAGUUGAACUGCUGUGACAUAUUUGCCACACUUUAUAAAUCCUUUUAUUUUUUUCUCACAGCAUUAAGGAGUCUAAUUUGGAAGCAAAUAUAUACAUACUCAUGUGAACUCUGUAUGAGUCGGGUAUUUUUUCUCAUUUCUAUCAAUAAUUUCUGAGUAUUAGCUGCCCUUAAACUCUUCUUGAUAAUUGCUGUUUAAUUUUAAGAAAUCAGGAAUUUCAGAGUUUGGUUUUUAAAAAUCUCUCCAAGAAAAUUUCCACGCAGUCACAGGAGGUAUGAUAUGAUCUAAUUCUUUUUCUUGUCCUUUUUUUUGUACUAUCGUCAAUACCUUGUGAUUUCAUUGUCUUGAUUUCCAUGACUUGUUUCACAUACCAUGACAAGUAAGUUAAGAAUUGAUGAGUUACAGAAAAAAAAUUUUAUUUAUCAAGGUGUAGAAAAUUCAAAUUUUUUAAUGGUUUGAGAGGGGUGCAGGCAUUUUUUAGCCUUCCCUCUUUCCUGAUUGGCCUUCUCAUUUAAAAAACUUUUUACUCCUCAAAAUGUUGAGAGUAAUGACUUUCUUUUUUUUUUUUCUUCGCCAUUUUGCGAACCUUGUAAGGUUUUCACACUUAUAUGGACUGGCACUCACCAACCUUUUUACAAAAUCCCUUUUCACUAACUUUCAAUUUUUGAGCGCAAAUAGUCAAAUUGGAUCAUAACCUGUGACUGCAAGUUUGUUGUUUAACAGUUUAUAGAUAACUAUUUAUCACAAAAAAUCGCUGUUCUACGGUCACAUCUCUGUUUCUGUUUAACUAGGGCCGUAGCUUCAGCUUUCUACUAUAUUCCAUCCAAUUUAUCCCGAUGAAAAACUGCUGUUCUCUCAAUGACUCUUUUGUUUUUGUAAGAUAAGCAUCUCACUCAUAUGCAUAAUUCUCUGAAAAUAAAUAUGCUUUUUUUCUCUGAUA
This is a messenger RNA of Bemisia tabaci, 6324 nucleotides long. Its product is annotated as SH3 domain-binding protein 5 homolog. NCBI's taxonomy places the organism in Eukaryota, Metazoa, Arthropoda, Insecta, Hemiptera, Aleyrodidae. Gene Ontology annotation, cellular component: cytoplasm. The record is from RefSeq and is a predicted model, not a curated record. Gene Ontology annotation, biological process: intracellular signal transduction. Gene Ontology annotation, molecular function: protein kinase inhibitor activity.